CCUUGGCAACCUGCAGAGCCCAGACACCAAACCGUGCGCACGCGCGUGCAACCCAGAAAUGUUAGAGAAAAGAAGCACCCAACGCCCCCGCCAUGCAGCGCGAGCCCGCAAUUGGCUAGUGCCCCGCGGCCGGCUCUUCUCUCCGGCCGCGGCUCCUCCCCGCAAUCCCUCCCUCCCUCCCUGAUCCGGCGAGGUUACUGUUACCAAGGAGGCCGACGACGACGUCCGUUUCUCGCCGGUGCAACAGAGCUGAUCGAGCGGUCCAGCGGCUGCAAUUGUAUUUGGUGCGCAUUGGCCUGAGAUAUACUGUAUAUAUAUAUAUAUAUAUAUUGAUUCGUGCGUGCGUGUGGGCGGCGACGGAUGGCGUCGUCCUCCCUGUCGUCGGCGCUGAGCUCGAUGGAGGUGAUGCUGGACGCGCUCAUGCAGAGAGGGAUCGGCAAGCCCGACGACAAGCCCAAGGAGGAGCCGCCGCCGGCGCUGCCCACGCGCCCCACCAUCCGUGUCCGGCCUCCUUCCAGGCCCGGCUCCAACGCGCCGUGGAGUCAACGCCCACCGCUCGCCCCGCUCCCCCCACCGCCGGGAGAAGAAGAAGAAGCGAAGGAGGCGGCGAGGCGCGAGGUGGAGCUGGAGCUGGAGAGAAGGGCUGUGCGGGCGGAGGAAGAGGCGAAGCAGAAGGACGACGACGUGCGGGUCAAGGAGGAGGAGAUCGCCGGGCUGAGGCAGCAGGUGGAGCUCUACGAGGCCCGGCUCUUGGAAUGGGAGGCCAAGAUGAAGUCCGUGGAGGAGGAGCUGCAGAGUCAGAUCAGCGUGCUGCACAUGUCCCAGGCUGCUGCCGCCGCCAGAGCAUCCGUCGGUUCCACCAGCCACCGCCGGGAGCCGACCUUGUCCGACGGCGUUGCUCAGGCCGAGCAAGCUCCGGCGCCCACGACGGCGGAGGAGGCGUCCGUGAAGCCCCAGCAGCAGCAGCCCGCCGUCGUCGCCGCCGUCCUUGGCUCGAGCUCAAAGAAGAGCCACGCGGACCACCACCUCGCGACCGAGUUCGCGCGGGAGAGCCAGGCGUUCGAGCACGCGGCGAAGGCGGUGGCCGAGGUGAAGCCGGGCACCAUGUCCGUCGACGAGCUCAAGAUGCUGAGGCGGCAGUUCGCCGCCUGGAAGAAGGAGUACGAGGCGCGGCUGCGCAAGACCAAGGCGGAGCUCAAGAAGCGCGUCCACUCGGAGAAGAGCCACGACCAGCAGCAGGCCGGCCACGGCGGCCGGCGCCGGUGGUGCGGCUGGUGGAGGACCAUCAAGGCGCCGAAAUUCAGGGUCCCCAAGAGGUGCUGCACUUGCGCCUGCGCCAUAAAGUUGCCUAACCUUCCAUCGUGCAAGCUCCCUAGCCUCCCCUCCUGUUCCUUCUCUUGCUGCUGCUUUCGCCGCCGCCGAUAGCCACGCAGAUCGAUGCUACUGGACCGCCGCUCGUGUUGUACGUACAUGAAUGAAAGCAAAAAUUACAGUGACCAA
Messenger RNA from Hordeum vulgare subsp. vulgare (domesticated barley), 1500 nucleotides. Its product is annotated as myosin-2-like. The transcript has 2 exons. Lineage: Eukaryota; Viridiplantae; Streptophyta; Magnoliopsida; Poales; Poaceae. The record is from RefSeq and is a predicted model, not a curated record. Bases 361 to 1425 code for a protein of 354 amino acids.